AUGCCUCCUACGCAGACUCGCACGGGGGAGGUUUUCGCAGUAUGCAACGCCUCCAAGCGGGAAUUGCUGUGGAUUGAUGACGACGACGGAGUUCUCUGCACACGUCCUACAAAGGAGGGCUCCACAGGAAUCAUUCCAACUCGACGAACCAGCAGGGGCAGAGUUGACCCUGGUUACCUGUAUGGCAUGCCAAGCACGUGCGGGCUUUCGUCGAGCCGCGCCCAAGUCGGCGGCGUUGAAUACAACUCCUUCUUUGUCAACCCGCUUGCUGAGGGCUCUCAUGACGGUGGGGAGCCUAUUCCCUACGCCGGCGCAGCGCUUGGCACCACCAAUGCCCUUCUCGGCAUCCUCUGCAAGGGCCACAAUAACCCGCUGGCUGACGAGUACAGCGAGUUGUCGUACUCCUCUACACCUGAAUCAUCGCCGGCGAAGGUCCGUAUUCGUGCUUUUGCGCCCCGAUACAGCAGCUCUGACUGCAGCUGCGCUCUAGACAGUGGCAAAUGCGAGGUCGACUUCGAUAGCGGUUGGCCGGCAUCCCCAGGAACACCUCUCCUGGGGCCCAAUGUCCCUAUGACUGACGUCCUUGGCUCCAGCUCUGCCGCCUCCGAAGGUUCGGGAAGCCUGCUUCCGCCGGCACCCUGCGCUCCCCAAUCGCGGCAGCCGUAUGCUCGGGUUGGAAAACACUUUUCGGAGGGGCCUGGGUCAUGCAAAACGAGCCUCGGAGGAGAGGGUUCAGAAGAGUGCGGUCGCGCACUUCAAGGUGUCGAUAAAGGCAUCAGCGCUGCGGUCGAAGGCGAAAACUUCGCGACGGAGAUUGGUAAGGAACCCUCACGCUGUAGAGGCGGAUGCAGCGGCGAGAGUAUCGACAACGAUGCGCUGCGGGAGCAGCACGAGUCAGACAUCGAGGAGGCCGACGUGUUGGAGGGCAGCAGUGGAGGGCGCGCUCCUAUAGUAGCCGCGGACCAUGCUUCUGCUGCAUCAGACGUGUGUGCGCCAUGCACGCCGCCUCUGGCCGCGCGCGACGGCAGCGGCGGAUCCGUUGCCGCUGCUGGUGGCCUGGCCCCCGGGCCCGGCCGGCUGGGCAACAGGCAAGCAAUGAGCGACGGUGGUAACGGCGGUGAAAAGCGUCUGUCUGAGGCGCCAAAGCUCCGCUCCGCCACAUCAGUGCCGACGGCGCAGCUGCAGGUGCCACAGCGGAACUCUGCGUUUUCCAAGCGAGAACCAUCGUGGCGCUGCAUGGCAGCGUCGUCGCUUCAGCUUCACUUUACGCCCGAGUCAGCGGUCGUUGAUGUGUCCUCUGUGUUGCCCCGGGGAGCAGAUGGGGAGGCUCAAAUGCUGGUUUCGCUUCCGGAGGCGGCAUUGUUGGGCGCUCAAGCGGUGCCCAUGGAGGCAGCGCAGCUAGCGCAGGGGGUGCUUCAACAACAGCAGCAGCCAUCGAAUCUGCUUCAGCAGCUGCGGGACAUGCGUCCAGCGGUGCCAUAUGGGGUAGUGCCGUCAGGCUGUGCGGCGCUGCCCUCUUGGCAGGUGGAUGCGCAAGAGGAGAGGACUGUUGCACAGCCCCCAAAUGCACCGUGCACCGUGCAUGCACCUUUACAGGAAGCCGCACAGCCACCGCCGCCGCCGCAGCAGCAGGCUUCACAUCUAGGCCUCCAGCAUCGGGGAGGAACAAUCGCCAAGCACUGCGCGCAACCCAAGCUAGUGUGUUCCUUGCCGGAGCAUUUCCCCUCGUAUUUCAACGGGUCCCAGCAGCUGCCUUCGCCUCCGGUGCUCUCGCCGCCGGCGACGGUCACGGUGACAGUGGAGGGUGAGGUGGCUGAAGAAGAAACGGCAAUUGCGGAGCCGGAAGUCCUCAAGGACCUCACGGCAACUGGACCGGCAGCCCGCGUGGAUCCACCCGCAUGGACCCCACGGAAGGUUCUGGGACAGAGCAGUGGCGGCACCUGCAUCGGCAGCGUCUCCCCGGGCCUAACCGCGGUCAGCAGCACUGUCGCCACUUCGGCGUCCCUUACCUCACUACCCUCCGCCUUCCUUCCAUCUGUUCCAGCGGCCUUGUUCUCCUCGCCCUUCGUGCCCCCGGUGCCCAGUAACCCCGGAAAAGGCGACAAGAGCAGUAGAAGAGGUGGGGAUGAAGAACCUGUCGCCACCAACACAACCAAAGCCAUCAACGCCAGCGACACCGACCUCACGGCGGCCACGCCCGUGUGCCCCGUCACGCCCAUGGCUGCGCAGCCUACCCGGGCCCCGGCCUUCCCUGAUCCCGGCUGCUCUAUUUCCGCCCUAGCCAUGACCCGCAUGCUCAUUCGCCAGCUGGGGUUGUUGCCUCUAAAGGAGGCUCCGCUGCUGCCAGUGGGAGGAGCGAGCCAGCCGCAGCUGCGGGGCUGCACUACCAUGGCAGCCGUCGCCAUGCUAGAUUUGCCAGGACCGUCGCCUUUUGCCGUUGCUGUGAGCGCCGCGGAAGCGGCGAUGCGUUGUACUGAGCCGGCCGAUGGCAACAACGAGGCCGCAAACGUCACCGCCACACUUCAACAGCAGAACGGCUCAAUUCAAUCGGACGACAUCAUUAGUCUACGUGAGAGUGAGCACGGCCGCGAGGCACCCUCCUUGACGUGCGGUUCGGUCCUGCGGGAGGCCGAUGUUGCAACGAUGAGGUGCACUAAUAAGUCAUCUCACGUCGCCGGCAACGCGGCCGCGGCAGCCGCUGCGACCCUAGAGGUUAUGGACCUGUGGGCCUUGGACACCGCAGCCUCUGCUGCUGCUGGGGGCAGCGGUGGCUUUAAUGACGACAUCUUUUCCGUGAUGACGACGACCCAGGAAAGCAGUGCCCUGUUUGACGUCGAUCGGGGCUCAUGUAGCUUGCCUUGUCUGUUGAGUGCUAGGAGCAUGCAGGGCUGGCUUGAACCGCAGGGUUGGAAACCGCUGCGUGAAAAGUACUGCGGGGUGCAGCAUCAGCAGCCGAUGCACCAUCACGAGCUGCAGUAUGUUGGUGGUGACGGCGGCAGCCAGGUGACAGUGAUGUAA
Molecule: messenger RNA, 3018 nt
Organism: Volvox carteri f. nagariensis
Lineage: Eukaryota; Viridiplantae; Chlorophyta; Chlorophyceae; Chlamydomonadales; Volvocaceae
Exons: 2
Coding region: 1-3018 (1005 amino acids)
Source: RefSeq, a predicted model, not a curated record